Molecule: messenger RNA, 648 nt
Organism: Trypanosoma conorhini
Lineage: Eukaryota; Euglenozoa; Kinetoplastea; Trypanosomatida; Trypanosomatidae
Product: cation transport protein ChaC
Exons: 1
Coding region: 1-648 (215 amino acids)
Biological process (GO): glutathione catabolic process
Cellular component (GO): cytoplasm
Molecular function (GO): gamma-glutamylcyclotransferase activity; glutathione specific gamma-glutamylcyclotransferase activity
Source: RefSeq, a predicted model, not a curated record
AUGCAUGAAGUCACUUUUGUACUGCGAGGGACGAAGGAAUUGGAUCACAAGAGGGAAUUCAUGUCAUCUGAACCGCCGCCCACGCUAAUUUUUGGCUACGGCUCCAUUCUGUGGAAGCAAGAGUUUGAGCACAGCCGCAGCUUCCCGUCCUGCAUCCCCGGCUACAGGCGCGUGUUCUAUCAGGGCAGCACUGACCACCGCGGGGUGCCCGGCAAACCCGGGCGCGUGGUGACGCUGCUGCCAAGCGAUGCGCCCGAGGCCUGGGUGGCAGGCGUUGCGUAUGAGCUGCCGUCGGAGCCCAGCAAGCAGGCGGCAAUUCUCGCCCAGCUUGACCACCGCGAGCGAGGCGGGUACAAGCGCGUGGAGGUGACGUUGCAUGACUUACACACCCAUGACCCACUGCCGCUUCCGCAAGGGACGGUGUGCUUGUGCUACUUGGCGACGGAGGAAAACAGUGAGUACUUGGGACCCGCAACGGAGGAGAGCAUCGCGGCGCAGAUAUUGGAGGCUGCGGGGGAUAGCGGCCCAAACUCGGAGUACCUUUUCAACCUUGCCGCAGCUCUGCGGUCCCUGGAGGCGAUAGACGAUCAGGUUUUUGCGGUUGAAGCAGCUGCACGAAGAUUACUGGAGUGUGGUGGAAAAAAAUAA